This is a messenger RNA of Phyllotreta striolata, 520 nucleotides long. NCBI's taxonomy places the organism in Eukaryota, Metazoa, Arthropoda, Insecta, Coleoptera, Chrysomelidae. The record is from the annotation of a GenBank genome assembly.
ACAUAUGUCAGAAACAGCCGUUUACCGUUUGUAUUUUGGUGUGUUUGUGUUUAUGUUUUUCCUUUAUUCAACAAACGUGUUGAUUUGUAAUUUCCACUUGUAGUAUUGACAGAAUAAUUAUUCGAAAUCAAGAUGAUGUACACUAUGGAUGAUGACGAAUUAAUCAUUAACGUAAUUAUCGAGAAUCAAGCCUACUAUGUUCUUCGUGGAAAAACUUUUUGGAAAGAUUUGGCCCAAGAGGAAACCUUUAGGGAUAGGACGUUGGAAGGAUUGAAGACCCGUUUUUUCCGGUACAUUCAUCCAAACAUUCAAAAAUACCACAACAUCAGUUUGUUGGAAAGAAGGAAAAUUGAAGUGGCAUUGCACCAAACCAAACAGAAUUUUGCCUAUGAAACGGAAGAAGGCCUUUCAUCUGACAGUUCUUCAGACGAUUAAUAUAUUAUAAAAUAUUUAAUGCUUAGUUAAGUUGUUUAUUGUACUUGUUAAUAUUUUACUUGUUUUUUAUAUAUUUAUAUUCUCA